Molecule: messenger RNA, 152 nt
Organism: Adineta ricciae
Lineage: Eukaryota; Metazoa; Rotifera; Eurotatoria; Adinetida; Adinetidae
Source: the annotation of a GenBank genome assembly
UCGAUGAUGCUGUAGAAUUAAUUCGAAAAUGUAAAAACAUUCUUGUUCUUACUGGAGCUGGAAUAUCAGUUAGUUGUGGAAUCCCAGAUUUUCGAUCGCGUAAUGGUAUCUAUGCUCGUCUACGUGAAGAAUUUCCUGAAUUGCCCAAUCCA